Molecule: messenger RNA, 3426 nt
Organism: Lacerta agilis (Sand lizard)
Lineage: Eukaryota; Metazoa; Chordata; Lepidosauria; Squamata; Lacertidae
Gene: NLGN3
Product: neuroligin 3
Exons: 7
Coding region: 136-2712 (858 amino acids)
Biological process (GO): modulation of chemical synaptic transmission; synaptic vesicle endocytosis; presynaptic membrane assembly
Cellular component (GO): cell surface; postsynaptic specialization membrane; synapse
Molecular function (GO): neurexin family protein binding; signaling receptor activity
Source: RefSeq, a predicted model, not a curated record
UGCCUUGCUCUGCCUCGUUUCAGGACGGCGCACCCCCCACCCCCUCUCAGAAGACCUUCCCUCUCUGCCAUGGGGGUUCUGUGAGCCCCAAGUAUCUGCUUGAGGCCUGGCUUCCAGUGCUGCCCUCCCCAGACCAUGUGGUGGUCACUCCUCCGAGGCCCACCGCUCCUUUCCCCCUUUCUGCAAGUGACCGAAGUUGCCACCGGCUGGGAGGCCCGCCUGGCACUGUGGAUCCUCAGCUUCGCUUCGGCCGUGGUGCAGAUGGAGAGCCAGGCGUACUCUCCCACUGUCAACACGCACUAUGGGAAGCUGCGGGGCGUGCGGGUGCCCCUGCCCAGCGAGAUCCUGGGGCCCGUGGACCAGUACCUGGGGGUCCCCUACGCGGCGCCCCCCAUUGGGGAGAAGCGGUUCAUGCCCCCCGAGCCACCCCCCUCCUGGUCGGGGAUCCGCAACGCCACGCACUUCUCCCCGGUGUGCCCACAGAACAUCCACACGGCCGUCCCCGAGAUCAUGCUGCCCAUCUGGUUCACCUCGAACCUGGACAUUGUGGCCACUUACAUCCAGGACCCCAAUGAGGACUGCCUGUACCUCAACAUCUACAUCCCCACCGAGGAUGUAAAACGGAUUUCCAAGGAAUGCGCCCGAAAACCCAACAAGAAAAUAUGUAGGAAAGGAGGCGGCUCCAGCGCUAAGAAACAGGGCGAGGACUUAGCGGAUAAUGACGGGGAUGAAGACGAAGACAUCCGAGACAGUGGGGCCAAGCCGGUGAUGGUGUACAUCCAUGGCGGCUCAUACAUGGAAGGCACAGGCAACAUGAUUGACGGCAGCGUGCUGGCCAGCUACGGCAAUGUCAUCGUCAUCACCCUCAACUACCGUGUGGGAGUGCUGGGAUUCCUGAGCACCGGGGACCAGGCUGCCAAGGGCAACUAUGGGUUGCUGGAUCAGAUCCAGGCUCUGCGUUGGAUCAGCGAAAACAUCGCCUUCUUUGGCGGCGACCCCUUGCGCAUCACUGUCUUUGGUUCGGGCAUUGGGGCCUCCUGCGUCAGCCUGCUCACACUGUCGCACCACUCCGAGGGCCUCUUCCAGAGGGCCAUCAUCCAGAGCGGCUCUGCCCUCUCCAGUUGGGCUGUCAACUACCAGCCGGUGAAGUACACCAGCCUGCUGGCUGACAAGGUUGGCUGCAAUGUGCUGGACACGGUGGACAUGGUAGACUGCCUGCGGCAGAAGAGCGCCAAGGAGCUGGUGGAGCAGGACAUCCAGCCGGCACGCUACCACGUGGCCUUCGGGCCCGUCAUCGACGGGGACGUCAUCCCCGAUGACCCAGAGAUCCUGAUGGAGCAGGGCGAGUUCCUCAACUACGACAUCAUGCUGGGCGUCAACCAAGGCGAGGGGCUCAAGUUCGUGGAGGGCGUGGUGGACCCGGAGGACGGCGUCUCAGGCAGCGACUUCGACUACUCUGUCUCCAACUUCGUGGACAACCUGUACGGCUACCCGGAGGGCAAGGACACGCUCCGCGAGACCAUCAAGUUCAUGUACACGGACUGGGCCGACCGGGACAACCCCGAGACGCGCCGCAAGACGCUGGUGGCCCUCUUCACCGACCACCAGUGGGUGGAGCCCUCAGUGGUGACCGCCGACCUGCACGCCCGCUACGGCUCCCCCACGUACUUUUAUGCCUUCUACCACCACUGUCAGAGCCUCAUGAAGCCGCCCUGGUCUGACGCCGCUCACGGGGACGAGGUGCCUUACGUCUUCGGGAUCCCCAUGAUCGGGCCCACUGACCUCUUCCCCUGCAACUUCUCCAAGAAUGAUGUCAUGCUGAGUGCCGUGGUCAUGACUUACUGGACAAACUUCGCCAAGACUGGGGACCCCAACAAGCCAGUUCCUCAGGACACCAAGUUCAUCCACACCAAGGCCAACCGCUUUGAGGAGGUGGCAUGGUCCAAGUACAACCCCCGCGACCAACUCUACCUGCACAUCGGCCUCAAGCCACGCGUGCGAGACCACUACCGUGCCACCAAGGUUGCCUUCUGGAAGCACCUGGUGCCGCACCUGUACAACCUACAUGACAUGUUCCAUUACACCUCCACCACCACCAAGGUGCCGCCGCCCGACACCACCCAGAACUCCCACAUCACCCGCCGGCCCAAUGGCAAGGCCUGGAGUACCAAGCGCCCAGCCAUCUCCACCGCCUACACUAGCGAGGGCUCGCAGGAGAAGUGGAACCCGGAGCAGGAUGGGGCGGGGACCCUGCUGGUGGAGAACCCCCGGGACUACUCCACCGAGCUGAGCGUCACCAUCGCCGUGGGUGCCUCGCUGCUAUUCCUCAAUGUCCUGGCCUUCGCCGCCCUCUACUACCGCAAGGACAAGCGCCGGCAGGACACGCACCGCCAGCCCAGCCCGCAGCGUGCCGCCAGCGCCGCCAACGACAUCGGCCACACCCCAGAGGAGGAGAUGCCAUCGCUGCAGGCGAACCAGGCGCACCACGGCGACUGCGAGGCCCCCCACGACGCCCUGCGCCUUGCCGCCUUGCCCGACUACACGCUCACCCUUCGCCGCUCGCCAGACGACAUCCCGCUCAUGACUCCCAACACCAUCACAAUGAUCCCCAACUCCCUGGUGGGGCUACAGACCCUGCACCCCUACAACACCUUCGCCGCCAGCUUCAGCAGUACUGGGCUCCCGCACUCACACUCCACCACCCGGGUAUAGCCUGCCCCAAGCACCCUUGCACUCCCCAUGCGCCCUCGCCGGACCUGGCACUGCUGGGAGGAGGGGGGAGUGGCAGCAAGGUGUGGCGAGGGUCCCCAGACUACUCGCCCUUUGGGGAUUUCAUUUGUAUCAAGUGCUUUGACUCUCCUGGAGGCCCGGCAGGGGUCUUGACCGAGCAGAAGGGGGCCAAAGACUGCGACCGGAGCCGCUUCGCUCCCUGCUCCCGAGUCCAGACACUGUGCAGGAGGGGAUCGGGGAGCCCUCUGAGCCUGCUGGAGGCCCCUCUCCCCACGGCACCUUCCCAGAGCCACAGGGCACUGCCUGGGGAACCCCAACUGUGGGCCUCAGGGUGGCUCCUGCCUGCCAUUCCCUCCUUACCACUAGAGAUUUACCGGUCAAUGCCAUGGGAAUACAACUCUUGUGGGCUGACUUGCCAUGCCGAGACAGCAGCUUGGGACCACGUGCCAGGGAGCCCCGGGCAGGUGCAGUCUGGUGCCCAAAGCCCCAGUGGCUGUGUCCUGGAUAUGUAGUCUGCGCUUGGUGCUGGGCCCAAACAGAUGCUGUCCUGGUGGCUCUCCUUUCCCCCCCGCCCCGUCCCCAGCAACCCUCACGCCUCUCCUUCGUGUCGUGGAGAAAACUUUUUUCCUGUCUGUCUGUUUCUUUCCAAGAGACCUUUUUUAAGCAGAUCUUUAGUUCUUUAAAACACUAACGGAA